CAGAGGACAUGUAGGUGUCUCUGCAGCAGCAUCAGCCUGGAUACUGAUUCCCUGCUGGACAUGGAGCUCUUUAUCCAUCACUGAAACAUCACAGAAGACAAACAUGGGGGAGAGCGUCGAUGUGAAGGCUCUGAGGGCCCGCUUCAACACCAAGGUCAGCACCUCGGACACCAGCAGCAGAGACAGCGGCUCCCCGAAGUCUCCAAGACCAGGGUUUGGGAAACCAACCCCACUGUUGACGGAGAACAUUCUGGCCCAGCACAGACUGUCCCCCACGGUUCCCCCUCCGAUGGCCAGCCCAGGCCUUGUGAGGUUCCCCAGGGCUGAACCGAUGCCAGCUUCAGUCCCUCCAAGACUUGGUUUCUCCCCCAGACCGCCUUCAAAUCCGGGAAUGAGGGUGCCAAUCCAGCCGAUAGACAACAGCAAUGUCAAGCAAACCGGGGCGAUGCUACAGAACAUGAUGCUGAGGCACCAGGGGCUUCCAGGAACCAAACCAGGUCCUGCUCCCGCUCCUGCUCCUUCUCACACCUCGACUCCUCCAUCGCUCGGGCACCAGUCCCGGCAAAAGAGCACAGGGGACGUGACUCCGCUGAGAAGGCACCUGCCCCCUGAAGGACUCCUGCCUGUAAAACCAAAAAGGCCCCCCCAUGUCAACCUGGAGCCCUUCCUGAGGCAAAAUCGAGGACCGGCCUUACCCAGCCCGAGGAAGCAGGACGCUGGUCCUCCUCAACCAGCGGGUGGAAAGAUUUCUUCGCCUGCUCUGCCUCCCAUACUGCCUCAAAGAUUCAACAAACCCAGCAGGCUGCCGCACCAGGCCGCCUCAGUAGACAUUCAGGACUUCCAGGAGACCUAUGAUGACAUUGGAAGCUUUGAGAAGAGUGAGACUUGGAGUGACAACAGCUCUCCCUGUUUGGACGGGGAAGACGAUGAAGUGUAUGAAUCGAUUGAUGAGGACCAGGUGGAGGUAAAUCGGGUGAACGCUGAGAAGAAAAACAAAAAAGAAGCAAAGAGGCAACAAGAGCUGGAGAAGAAGGAGAAGAUAGAGCGUCGGAAAAAAGAAAACGAGUUAAAGAAGAACUUUCAGUUACAAGGUGAGGUGGAGGUUCUUCACACAGCCAGGGUCAGACACGACUGGAGCGGGGGAGGAAAACUGGACCUCAGUGUCAGACAAGGGGAGAGCGUGGAGAUAAUCCGAGUGAAGAAUAACCCGGGAGGCAAAUGGUUGGCUCGCUCCAUGAACGGAACCUACGGCUACAUCAGUAACUCAUGUGUGGACGUUGACUAUGAAGCGGUGAAGCGCAAGUUGCUCGGGGCCAGAAAACCAGAAACAUCAACGUUGCCUCCACCACCUCCAGACCCCCCAAUGCAGAUGUUACAUCUGGAGUCAAAUAACAGAGACAGCCCAGGUGAAGAUGAUGAUGACUACGAUGAUGUUCAACCAAUAUCUGAGGAUUUCCCUCCACCUCCACCUGAAAUCAGUAUCGAUCCUCGAGUGUUGAAGGAGUUGAAAAAGAAAUUCAGGUAUGAAGGGACUCUGAUGGUGCUGCACACCAUGAUGGUGGAUCCUAACGCAGUCAUCAAGAAACCAGGAGCUAAUUAUCUAACUGUGAAUCAUGGUGAAGUCCUGGACGUCAUCCAGCUCACCAACAACAAGAAAGCUCUUUGUCGUAACCAGCAGGGAAAAUUCGGUUAUGUGUCCAGAUCUCUUCUUCUUCCACUGGAGGGAGACAUAUAUGAUGAUGUUGACUACGGAACCGAUAUCUACGACAACGACUGAACAUCACCAACUAUUCAAACAUGCUAGAUUAUAACACACUCAAACUAAAGAGAAGAAGACACAGAUUAAAAAAGCAAACUAUAUACAAUCAUUAAAUCAAACUUAAGCUACAUCAAUCUGUUCAAUCGGUGCACUCUUUGUGUUAUUGGACUUCACCGGUUGCAUUUGAUUCAACAGGAUUUAACACAGUCUGUGCCACAUGAUGUAUUAACUACUCACACACAAACUUUUAAAACAAGUCUUAAACACAGACGUGCCCCAAACUGAAAAUAUCAAACUCGUCAUAAUAAGAUUGUCCUGUAUAGAAUAUGAACACACUAUUACUUCAGCUUUGUGUAUAGAUGGCCUCUGAGAUAAUGUAAAAUAAAUGAAUGAACUUUUUCUGG
Molecule: messenger RNA, 2163 nt
Organism: Notolabrus celidotus (New Zealand spotty)
Lineage: Eukaryota; Metazoa; Chordata; Actinopteri; Labriformes; Labridae
Product: FYN-binding protein 1
Exons: 16
Coding region: 104-1777 (557 amino acids)
Biological process (GO): integrin-mediated signaling pathway; T cell receptor signaling pathway; protein localization to plasma membrane
Cellular component (GO): plasma membrane
Molecular function (GO): protein binding
Source: RefSeq, a predicted model, not a curated record